AUGAGCUGCGAUUUGGAAGAGCUUAUGAAUUAUGUUGAUCAGUUCGACACUGACAUCGCAACCGCAAGUGACGAAUGGCGGAGUUGGGGACAGCAGUCGGAUGAAGCCGAGCAGCAUUGCAAGAAGAAAGCAGAAAUGUGCCACAAAUCCGAUCUGAGAGAAGCCAAAGCAGAAGAGGCGCAGUGGCGAGAAAAAUUAGCGGAGGCUGAAAAACAGUGCGAGCACUGCAACGAGCAGAUGGCGCUGCAUUCGGCACGGCUUACCGAUGAAAUUGAACAGGAACAAAAUGAAUUAGAAAAAGAAGAUUUGAAAAUUGCUUUGGAAGGGGUUUGGCAUUCAUUGAGGAAAUCAAUCGCAAGGGCGAAAUACGAAUCUUAUAGGCAGGCUUUGAAUGGGCAGAACAGAAGUGAUGUUAAAUUAGGCCUUCCUGACGAGUCGAUUGGUGGCUUACGACGUGAAGACGCCGCGUCUUCGUAUUGUAUUCCUGAUUCCUACAUUUGUGCAAUCGUAGGAGUUAUAACGGACUUGACUGUGAUAUCACUGUACAGAUGCUUUUACGAUUUGUAUGUUUCUGAGUCUUGUUUGGCGUUAGUGAGGCGUAAUUUGGUAGAAGCGCCGAAUUUGUCUUACGAUUCCAAAAAAUCUUUUCAGACUGCACACAACACACUGCAACCCAAAGAAUGCGUGUCACUAUCAAAAGAGUCAAGUGAAAUGGUGGAACCGGCUACAUCGCCUGUUGAUGCUUGCUCGCAGUGA
This is a messenger RNA of Gongylonema pulchrum, 756 nucleotides long. The record is from the annotation of a GenBank genome assembly. Lineage: Eukaryota; Metazoa; Nematoda; Chromadorea; Rhabditida; Gongylonematidae.